UGCACAUACAUACCAAUAAAUGGCAGCAUAAAAUCCAAGAUGGUGCUCGAAAGUACGAUGAUAUGUGUCGACAACAGCGACUACAUGAGAAAUGGCGAUUUUUUACCAACUCGCCUUCAGGCCCAGCAAGACGCUGUCAAUUUGGUCUGUCAUUCAAAAACUCGAUCUAACCCCGAGAAUAAUGUUGGACUCAUCACUUUAGCAAAAAAUGAUUCUGCUUCCAGUGUUGAAGUACUGGCUACAUUGACCAGUGAUGUUGGCAGGAUUCUGUCAAAAUUGCAUCAAGUUCAACCGAGUGGCAAUCUCAAUCUCAUAACUGGAAUAAGAAUUGCCCAUUUGGCAUUAAAGCAUCGUCAAGGAAAGAAUCACAAAAUGAGAAUUGUUGCAUUCGUUGGAAGUCCAAUCGAACUUGAUGAGAAAGAACUAGUUAAAUUGGCUAAACGUUUGAAAAAAGAGAAAGUUAACGUGGAUAUUAUCAGUUUUGGUGAAGAGGCUGUGAACAAUGACGUCUUGACAGCCUUCAUAAACGCCUUGAACGGCAAAGAUGGCACUGGAAGCCACUUGGUUACUGUUCCACCAGGGCCUCAUCUAUCUGAUGCACUCAUUUCUUCACCAAUUAUCCAAGGGGAAGAUGGGCUUGGUGGUGCAGGCAUGAGUGGUGCAGCAUUUGAAUUUGGAGUUGAUCCCAACGAAGAUCCCGAGCUUGCCCUGGCACUGCGUGUAUCGAUGGAGGAGCAACGACAACGCCAGGAGGAUGAGGCUCGUCGUGCACAAGCAAAGGAAACAGCAUCAGCGAAGCCUGAGACAAUAAAAGAAGCCCCAAAUGAAGAAGCGAUGCUGAAACGCGCCCUUGCCAUGUCCAUGGAAGGAACAGAAGAGCUGUCUGCUGCACCAGAAGUAACUCAACCUAGUUCAGCAAAUGUACCCGAUUUUGCACAUAUGACUGAAGAGGAACAGAUUGCAUUCGCCAUGCAGAUGUCUAUGCAAGACCAGCAAGACUUUGAGCCCCAAAAAGAAGAAGCAAUGGAUGUUGAGGAUGAUUAUGUUGCUGUCAUGUCCGAUCCGACAUUCCUACAGACCGUUUUGGAGAGUUUACCAGGUGUUGAUCCUCAAUCUGAUGCUGUGCGAGAGGCAGUCGAUUCAUUACAGCAGAGGGACAAAGAACUGAACAAGGAUAGUGACAAGAAGAAAUAGAUUAUUUUCCAUCAUUUUUUAUUACCUAAAAAAAAUUAUUUCUCUGGAUGUAUUUCCAAUUCAAGGUAUUUGAUAUUCCCAAUUGAUGUGUGUAACGAAUUUGUAUCGUUAUUCGCUUUAAUCAACAAUAAAAGUGCAUAAGUAAGACAA
Fopius arisanus is the source of this 1344-nucleotide messenger RNA. It is a transcript of the gene Rpn10, whose product is annotated as regulatory particle non-ATPase 10. The record is from RefSeq and is a predicted model, not a curated record. The transcript has 5 exons. Gene Ontology annotation, molecular function: polyubiquitin modification-dependent protein binding. Bases 40 to 1194 code for a protein of 384 amino acids. Gene Ontology annotation, cellular component: cytosol; proteasome regulatory particle, base subcomplex; nucleus. Lineage: Eukaryota; Metazoa; Arthropoda; Insecta; Hymenoptera; Braconidae. Gene Ontology annotation, biological process: proteasome-mediated ubiquitin-dependent protein catabolic process.